This is a messenger RNA of Argentina anserina (silverweed cinquefoil), 717 nucleotides long. RefSeq lists its product as uncharacterized. NCBI's taxonomy places the organism in Eukaryota, Viridiplantae, Streptophyta, Magnoliopsida, Rosales, Rosaceae. Gene Ontology annotation, molecular function: peptidyl-tRNA hydrolase activity. Bases 1 to 519 code for a protein of 172 amino acids. The record is from RefSeq and is a predicted model, not a curated record. The transcript is spliced from 2 exons.
AUGAUGGCCUGUAUCGUCUCGCCACUUCGUUUCACUCCCUCCUUUUCCCAUCUCUCAAGCACCCGAGUUCGAUUCGUGCCAAAACCUUCUUCCCGACUCGGAUUCAACUCAAUGUCUCAACCGGCCUCGGAAGCCAAUCCGGACACCACGAAACCCGAGACCGCCGACGUCGUCGUUCAGUACGUGGUGCUCCGGCGAGACCUAAUCGACUCGUGGCCGCUGGGCAGUGUGGUGACACAGGGCUGCCAUGCCUCCGUCUCCGCCAUUUGGUCUCACAAAGACGACCCUCACACGCUCCAGUAUUGCAGCCCUGCAACCAUUGAUUCUAUGCAUAAGGUUACUCUUGAGGUGAAGGGAGAACCCCAAAUUUUGAAUUUAUCUGAGAAGCUCAAAGCUGGUGGCAUUGAGCACAAACUGUGGAUCGAGCAACCGGAGAACUUCCCAACAUGUCUCGCGACGAAACCUUACCCCAAAUCGAUGGUAUCUUCGUAUUUUAAAAAGUUGAAACUCUGCAAGUAAUGUCGGACUCAUUCUUGCCUGUUCUCAUACCAAUUUUAGUUGAUUGGCACUGACAGAUAAUGUGCUUCAGAGGAAUAGAUUCUAAAAUUCUGCAGUUUUUAUAUACCAUUGUUUAUAAUUUAGUUAAUUAACGAUUCUCAGUGAGUCUAUGUGAAUGGCGUGAUAUUGUGCCUUCUUUCAUGUCUUCUAUGGCAAGAA